AUGGUGCUCCACGAGUAUACCUACGUUUUUGUCAUCGGCACCUUGUUUGCCAUGCUCGAUGCCUUCAACAAUGGCGCAAACGAUGUGGCCAACUCUUGGGCAACAAGUGUUUCUUCACGCUCUGUCAGCUACAGACAGGCAAUGAUUUUCGGCACCGUAUUCGAAAUGCUCGGAGCCAUCACAGUCGGAGCUCGAACAGCCGACACCAUCAAGAACGGCAUUAUUCCCAACUCCGCUUUCCAGGAUAAUGCUGGUGUUCAAAUGCUUGCAUUUGCCUGUGCCCUUGCGGCUGCUUCCUCGUGGGUCAUGUGGUGCACACGCCACUCUGCCCACGUCUCAUCGACCUACUCCCUCGUUUCCGCCGUUGCAGGUGUUGGUGUUGCAACUGUCGGUGCUUCCAAGGUCCAGUGGGGUUGGAACAAUGGCAAGGGCUUGGGUGCGAUCUUCGCUGGCCUGGGCAUGGCUCCUGCGAUCUCUGGCGGCUUCGGCGCUUCCAUCUUCAUGCUUAUCAAGCUCGUUGUGCACAUGCGCAAGAACCCUGUGCCAUGGGCUGUGUACAGCUCUCCUUUCUUCUUCCUCAUUGCCGGCACUAUCUGCACCCUGUCCAUUGUCUACAAGGGUUCACCAAACCUAGGUCUAAGCAAAAAGCCUGGCUGGUAUAUUGCCGCUGUUACUUUGAGCUGCGGUGGUGGUCUCGCCAUUCUGUCCGCUAUCUUCUUCGUACCAUUUGUCUACGCAAAGGUCAUCAAGAAGGAUUACACUGUCAAGUGGUAUAUGUUCGUUCUGGGCCCUCUCCUUCUCAGCCGCCCGGCGCCCCCAGAUGCCGAGCGUGCCAACGUUCCCAACUACGCUGUGGUUCAGGAAGACGAGAUCGACCGCGAGGAGCAUUCUUCGUCUGACUCUCUGAAGUCAGCCGGCCAAUAUGACAUGAAGCCCGAUAACGGAGAUCUGACCACUAUUACACCCGCCGAAGAGAAGCACAGGGCGAUGAUUGCCAGUGAGACCAAGCAGGCUACCUACAAGGAAAUUAUGGCUCAAGGUCAAGCAAGAUUCCACGCCAAGCUCAGGAAGAAGCGCGGGCCUAUCGGUUGGGCUAUGCGUACUCUACACAACAACCCUAUGGGACCAGGUCAAAUGUACGAACUCCACAACAUCAAAAUUCUUGCUAAGCGUAUUCCCGCGAUGCUAGUCUGUGGCGCUCUCUACGGUCUACACUACGACAUUCACUCCGCUCAGACUGGUCUUGCCGGAACCCCUGAGGGUGAGCGUAUGGCACGUGUUUAUGCGGCGGCGGAGAAGUACCCCAAUGAGGUUGAGCAUACCUACUCCUUCGUUCAGGUCCUCACUGCCUGCACCGCGUCUUUUGCUCAUGGUGCUAAUGACAUUGGUAACUCUGUCGGACCCUGGGCUGUCAUCUACUCGGCCUGGCACACGGGUGACGCAGCUGCAUCCAAGGCUCCUGUGCCAGUGUGGCAGCUGGCUGUCCUGUCUGCUACUAUCUCUCUCGGUCUUAUCACCUACGGCUACAAUAUCAUGAAGGUCAUGGGAAACAAGAUUACCUACCACUCUCCCAGCAGAGGCUGCUCCAUGGAGAUGGGCGCUGCUAUCACCGUUCUCGUCUUCUCCCAGUACUCCCUGCCUGUCUCAACCUCCAUGUGUAUCACUGGUGCUACAGUCGGUGUCGGUCUUUGCAACGGCACACUGAAGGCAGUGAACUUCCAGCGGGUCGGUCUGCUCCUGCUCUCCUGGAUUAUGACAAUCCCUAUUGCCGGUACUCUUGGUGGUAUUCUCAUGGGCUUGUUCCUCAACGCUCCGCACUUUGCUAGUGCCUAA
Molecule: messenger RNA, 1833 nt
Organism: Phaeoacremonium minimum UCRPA7
Lineage: Eukaryota; Fungi; Ascomycota; Sordariomycetes; Togniniales; Togniniaceae
Product: putative sodium phosphate protein
Exons: 3
Coding region: 1-1833 (610 amino acids)
Biological process (GO): phosphate ion transmembrane transport
Cellular component (GO): membrane
Source: RefSeq, a predicted model, not a curated record